ACUUGAAGGUGCUGGAUCUGAGUCGAAGUUAUUUUAACGAUUCCAUUCCAGAUCUAAGGAAUUUUACUAACUUGGAAGUCUUGGGUCUUGCUAAUAGCUUUGUUGAUGUACCUAGACAAAUAGAAGUAGUUUGUGGAAUGAAAAAUCUACGGGUGCUUGAUCUCAGAAGAAAUAAUGUUGUAGGCAAGCUUCCUCUUUGUUUGGGAAGCUUGAACAAGCUAAGGGUUCUUGACCUCUCAUCCAAUCAAUUAAUUGGAAGUCUACCAUCUACUUUCAGUAGCCUGGAGUCCCUACAGUAUCUAUCAUUGUUAGAUAACAACUUCACAGGGUUAUUCUCACUCAAACCACUCACCAACCUCACAAAGCUCAAGGUCCUCAAACUUUCAUCAAGAUCUGAUAUGGUACAAGUAGAUACAAAGAGAAAAUGGCAGCCAAAAUUUCAAUUGAGUGUUGCCGUACUACGAUCUUGUAGCUUGGAGAAAAUUCCUUCAUUCCUUAUAUUCCAGAAGAACUUGCGUCUAGUUGAUCUCUCCAGCAACAAAUUAUCUGGCCACAUUCCUACCUGGCUACUGGCGAAUAAUUCAGAACUUAAAGUCUUACAGCUGCAGAAUAAUUUUUUCACAACCUUUCAAAUGCCCUCAAUAGUGCAUACUUUGCAGGUUUUGGAUUUUUCAGCAAAUGAAAUUGGCGGGAUGUUCCCUAAUAAUAUUGGCCAUGCGCUUCCGGAGAUGGUGGAGAUGAAUGGCUCUUUUAAUGGGUUCCAAGGGGAGUUUCCGCCGUCUAUGGGUGAGAUGAAGAACAUUUCAUUCUUGGACAUGUCUUACAAUAACUUCUCUGGUAAGCUGCCAAGAAGCUUUCUUACAAGUUGUUUUUCACUAAAAUAUCUGAUGCUCUCUCACAACAAGUUUAGCGGGGGCCAACUUCUUCCGAAAGGAACAAGCUUCACUUCCUUGCUCGUGUUGAGAAUAGAUAACAACUUAUAUAAAGAGGAGAUUGGAGUUGGUUUGCGUAGGUCCACCAGAUUGGAAUUCCUUGACAUGUCAAACAAUUUACUCAAAGGUGCUAUUCCAAGUUGGAUAUUUAAGUUAUCUAAUUUGGAAUUAUUAUUUCUAUCAAACAAUUUCUUAGAAGGUACUAUACCACUUUCCUUGGCGGACCACCAAUCUCUUUAUCUUCUGGACCUCUCUGGAAACUUAUUAUCUGGAGCCUUACCGUCACAUAUGGACCUGAGAUACUUAUUCCUCAACAGCAACAACUUCACAGGGUCAGUUCCUUCAUUGUUGGAAAGUAUCCAAAUACUUGAUCUUGGGAACAAUAAACUCUCGGGGAGUAUCCCGCAGUUUGUCAAUUCCCACGACUUACGCAUUCUUUUGUUGAGGGGAAACAAUCUGACAAAAAAUAUUCCAAGGGAGCUGUGUGAUUUGAGCACUAUUCAAGUUUUAGAUGUUUCAAAUAACAAGCUCAAUGGCUCCAUACCUUCGUGCCUCUUUAAUUUAUCAUUUGGAGUGCGAGAAGAUAUGUCGCGUGACUUUCGUUACGGGCUAGAUUUUUCUCUGAAGCGCUUGAAGUUGGAAUUUUACAGAUUCACAUUUGUGGUAGAGGAGCUUGCGUUACAAGAAUAUAUCACUAAGGAAAUUGGAAUUGAUUUUUUAGUGAAGAAAAGGUAUGACUCUUAUCUCUCUGGGGGAAGUAAUUUCAGAAAAGGAAUGAUUGAUUUUAUGUAUGGGAUGGAUCUGUCUAAUAAUGAAAUAAGUGGUGACAUCCCAGCAGAGCUUGGAGAUCUCCCUAAAGUAAACGCCAUGAAUCUAUCUCACAAUUUCUUGUCGAGUUCUAUACCUUCCAGCUUCUCCAAUCUGAAGGCCAUUGAGAGCCUUGAUCUUUCUUACAACAUGUUGCACGGAAGCAUUCCUUACCAGAUCAGCAGCCUUACAUUUCUUGCAGUGUUCGACGUGUCUCACAACAAUCUAUCAGGCAUCAUUCCCCAAGGAAGGCAAUUUAACACCUUCAACGAGAGAAGCUACUUAGGCAAUCCUCUUCUUUGUGGACCACCGACCCAUAUAAGUUGCGAGGCUAAGAAGAUCCCAGAGGAAGCAAAUAAUGGAGGAGAAGAAGAAGGAGAUGAAGAUUUUCUUGACAUGCUGGUUUUCUAUUAUAGCACCGCUUCAACUUAUGUGACCGCAUUGAUGGGCAUUUUUUUACUUAUGUGCUUUGAUUGUCCUUGGCAUCGAGCAUGGCUCUGCAGUGUCGAUGUUUUCAUCGCUUUUGUAAAAAGAUUGUUGCCUUAA
Molecule: messenger RNA, 2285 nt
Organism: Eruca vesicaria subsp. sativa (arugula)
Lineage: Eukaryota; Viridiplantae; Streptophyta; Magnoliopsida; Brassicales; Brassicaceae
Source: the annotation of a GenBank genome assembly